Molecule: messenger RNA, 1818 nt
Organism: Aspergillus affinis
Lineage: Eukaryota; Fungi; Ascomycota; Eurotiomycetes; Eurotiales; Aspergillaceae
Product: DUF803 domain protein
Exons: 4
Coding region: 1-1818 (605 amino acids)
Biological process (GO): magnesium ion transport
Cellular component (GO): membrane
Molecular function (GO): magnesium ion transmembrane transporter activity
Source: RefSeq, a predicted model, not a curated record
AUGGGCAAUCUAGGUGACCUGUCGCCCCAAGGGAGUGUCGCGGUUGGUGUGGUUGUCGGCUUGAUCUCGACUAGUCUCCAGGCCAUUGGCUUGACCCUACAGCGCAAAUCGCAUAUCCUCGAGGACGAAAAGCACGAUUACGAUCUACGAAGACCUCCGUAUAAACGUCGAAGAUGGCAGCUGGGAAUGCUGAUGUUCGUCGUUUCCAACAUCGUGGGCAGUACGAUCCAGAUUACGACACUUCCGCUCCCGGUACUUUCGACUCUCCAAGCGUCGGGUCUGGUUUUCAACACUAUCUUCGCCACCCUGAUCUUAGGCGAAGCCUUCACUAGAUACUCCCUCGUGGGCACCGUCCUUGUCUGCAUCGGCGCACUCUUGAUUGCGAUUUUCGGUGCCAUCGGGGAACCCGCGCACACGCUCGAUCAACUUCUAGACCUUCUGCAGCGACGAGGAUUUAUACUAUGGAUGCUAGGAACGGCGGUACUGGUGCUGGCCAUCUUACUGGGUUCCAAAUCCUUGAAAUACUUCGCCUCAUCGCGCGCCAAACACUCCAGCCCUCGCCAUCCGUGUAGCCUUUGUCUUCAAUUGCCUCCGAGUCGAGUCCGGCUGAUCCGUGGAUUGUGUUACGGUCUGGUCAGUGGGAUUUUAUCGGCACAUUCGCUUCUGUUGGCCAAAUCCGCCGUUGAGCUGCUCGUGCGGACCGUCGUGGACCGCGUCAACCAGUUCAACCGGUGGCAGUCAUGGGUUAUCUUGAUUGCUAUGAUCUCUCUUGCCCUGACGCAGCUUUUCUACCUUCACCGUGGCCUGAAACAGUGCAGCACCAGCGUUCUCUACCCGUUCGUCUUCUGCAUCUAUAACAUCAUCGCCAUCCUGGACGGGCUCAUUUACUUCCGCCAGAUGUCGCAGUUGACCGGCUUUCACGCGGGACUGAUCGCGCUCGGCACCAUCGUGCUCCUAAGCGGUGUUCUCUGUCUGUCGUGGCGCUUGGAAGCGGUCGACUCUCACGCAGCCGUGACCGUUCCCGCACCCACCCAGACCGCACUAGGACCAGGAAUGGCCGUGGUCGACGAACACCCCCAUUCCCCCAUCGGCCUAGAGCCCGAGGAAGACGAAGAAACCCAAGUUGGCGAACGCGAACCACUCCUGCGAGCCGCUCCUCCACACCGCGGUCUUCCUCAUCGACGCGCCCCUAGUCUCCCUCUCCUCUCCCCGUCACACCAACGGAGCUCCACCGACCUCGACCCAGCUUCGAUCUGGGCCGAGCUGGACGAUUCCGAUUACGAAUAUGCCGACACCGACGUCCAAUCCCCAUUACUCAACCGGGCCGACCCAUUCCAAACCCGACCACGGAGCAAAACCGGCCGAGACGGCUCCCUGCGUGUCUCCCAUCCUCUGCGCGCUCAUCGACUAUCCCUUUCCGAACGACGAACUUCCGCCCCCGCUGCCGAAAUCCGCAAGCCCACAAGACGGCAUCUUGAUUCAAAUACCGUCCAUCCCCUGGCCCGGGGAUACGGCACGCAAGAUGACCGGUCCGAUCAGCUCUUCUCAUCAAGCCACGCUCCUCAUCAUAGACAUAGUCAUAGUCAUAGCCAUAGUCAUAGCCAUAGUCAUAGUCACACACGCCACACCUCAUCCCCGAAUCCCACCCACGCCUCUCAUUCUCAAUCUCAUUCUCGGCCCCGCCCCCUCGCAGGCCCGAGGAGCGUCCUCAACACCGCCUGGAGAAGUCUCGCCCGGUGGACGGGAUACGGACGACGACGUCCCUCCGAGGAUCUCGAGGCUCUUGAUUCUCGGAAUGAGGAUAGUCACGGGCUUUAA